UAAACGUAUUUCGUAAAUUGUAAAACAUGCAACCAGCCGCGUAACGACGGUGGUUGUGUACGGAAGCGAAAGGUCUUAGCAACAUCUUUAAACACCAUGAAUAUUCUAUUUUCCUACUUUUAAUUUCACAUCGACUCGAUUUCUGCAUGAGAUUCAACCACAAUGAAGUAAACUGCAGAACAAAAUCAAUUGGAAAUGACCCUGAAUUGGCGGCAGGAUGAAUACUUCGAGUCGCUGCUCGCGCAGCCGGAGGACCCGGAGGCGCACAGGGCGCUGGAACUGCUGGUGGAUGACAUCCACAAAGACAAGGAGAAAACUAUCAAUGCCUUCAUCUCUCAUUAUGGAUCUGAAGACUUUCUCUGGGGUAUUGUCCGGCUACUUGCUGAAAAGAAUGCAAGAGUUGCCGGGAAUGCUGCCUAUAUCUUCGGAACCUUGGCGGAGCAUGAUGUAGGUCAAGUUCGUGUGAUGUCACUCAUCAAUGGCUCCUCCCCUCAUAACAUACUGACCGAUCUUACCGAUAUGCUCUCAUACGAUGAUACAGAAUGUGUUAUGAAUGCUGCGGGAACCAUGGGCACAUUGGCUGAGAGUAAGUCUGGUAGAGAUUGGAUGCUGGGUGAAUCAUGCUUAGAUGAUCUACUGAGAAAAGUUACCGGUCUUCUCUCCUCUUCUAAUAUGUGGACUGCUAGCAAUGCUGCACUUGUUCUAGCCAGGUUCUCGAUAUCGGAGGAGGGAUGUCAGCGAAUCUUGAAUCACUACAGCUCUCUUCAAAUCCUGACCAAGCUUGUAGAAUCGCUUGGAAUGGAUGAAGCCGGGAGGGGGAUGAAUGCAGCGUUUGCUAUCGGCCGUCUGUGCGACAUUGACGAUGGAAGGCUGAGAUUACUUAAUCACAGAGAUUCUGAAAAAAUGCUGGAGAGCUUGUGUUGCAUGCUGACCAGUAAAGACUCUGGAUGCGGCAAGAACGCUUGUUACGCUCUAAGCUGCCUGGCAAGCAGCGACCAAGGACACAAGCGACUGUUGCUGCACAAGAACUCUGACCUGAUGCUACACCUCCUGGCCCAGCAGCUCAGCAAUGAGGAUGGAGAGACAGCAUGGUUUGCUGCUAUGACUCUUCGAACAUUAGCUGGAAAGAGACAGGGCGUCCUCAGGCUUAGAGACCAUACUGAUGUUGUACCACUCCUGAAGCAAAUAUCCUUGAAGCCUAGUCUGAACCCUGACCUCUUGGAAGAAGUCGACCUGACCCUUGAACUCCUGAAGCACCUUGCCAGACCCGAAGCUCCAGGGUUAGAGGUCAAAGGUCCCCACGAGAUAGAGGUCACCUGGCCAGUCGUCGAGCUGAAGAGUGGAUUACCUGUGACAUACACCCUCUUCUGCGAAGGUAAGCAGGUGUACCACGGUCCGGAGACUGUGCAGCUUAUCUCUGGUCUGAGACCAUUCACCAAGUACACCUUCAAGCUACAGUUACAUACUGAGGGUGAUGACAGUCCACAUAGCAACGACUCUACGGCCAAGACGCAAGAUGCAGCCCCCGAUGCUCCGGAAGCAUUGCGUGUCUUAGGAAUCACCACCUCACAGAUCAGGCUAGGAUGGGCCCCGCCUCAGUACAGCAAUGGUGGUCUCAAGGGAUAUGUGGUUUACAAUGGCAAGCACCAGGUUGAAACCACCUCGGAACUCAACUCCAUCAUCAGUGGUCUUGCACCAAAGACUACCUAUGAGAUCUAUGUAUGUGCAUAUAAUCAUAAAGGAAAAGGACCAAAAUCUUCAAUUUCAGCAACAACAGAAGAACUUGGCAAGCAUGCGCCUAGCAAACCAACGCUGACGGCGCGUGGGCGGAGCCAAAUUCACGUGACUUGGGCCCCGCCUGAUUUUCCUUUGGGGAGGAUAUACCGAUUUGAAGUCACCAUGAAUGGUAAGGUGGUCUAUUCUGGACGGGAUCUGAGCUUCACCGUUAAACAACUCACCCCAAAUACAGAGUAUACCUUCACGGUGAUUGCUGUGACCAGUGAAGGCAAAUGUGAGAGUGAUCCAGUGAAGAAGAAAACAGGAAAAGAUGAAUAUAAUGUCCAGUCUACAGCACCAGUUUUCUUCUCUCAUCCAACGAAAACAAACUUGGAAACAAAGCCGAGCAGUAAACCAAGAGAAAGAUCCAAUCCUCGUUCUCCUUCCAGGCACAGCAAGAAGAGAGACCAUCAUUCCAAACCAGGGAGUUCCCCAGCAAGUUUUGAUACAUCAGUCUCCAGGCCUAUGUCAGCUGCAUCCAGCUCAUGGAGUGGGAACCAUAAAAAGAGGUCAUCUAGAGCUCGAAGUGCACGCAAACAGAGGGAAUCACAGCAGUCGAGCACGGAGGAUGCCCGCAAGAACCGUCACAUUGCUGCCCUGAAGCAACUGGAGAGAGGUCAGAAGUCAUCUACAGGAGAAGAUUCCUCAGAGUGGUCUGAGGACGACAGAUGGAAGGCGCAAACAGGCCAGCAGGUCAGCGGUUCAAACCACACCACGGUCAAUCCAAGCAGGCACAGAGACACAAAAGAUGACCCAGAAUUCUUGAGUGUCACCGUAUCAUACAAGGAUUUCACUGAUGAUGAUGUGCUUCAGAGAGUGGAGGGCGGUAAUGAGAAAUCUACUUCGGCAGAAUCAAACGAGACAAGGAGACGACAUAAGAUGUCACGGAAGGACGUUACGUUUGAUGAGACGGUGCAUUCUAGGGACAGGAGGAAGCAGCAGCAGCAUGCUGUUGGUGCACAUGGAGAAGGUUUGCCCGGUGAAGGAAUUCUAGAGCACUUCCCUGCGGACAGCGUAGACAGGAGGGCCUUGAUGCGUCUCUCACUGUCCAUGAAGAGACAACAAACUGCUCUAGGAGUGGAGCGGGAAGCAGGUUUGAAGUAUCCAGGAGAUGUCAUGUCAUACGUCCCUCCGCGGCCUGGUAGGAUGCACCAUGCUGCCACGCAGGAGUCGAACUCUAAGAAGCGCCAGCUGGAGUCUCUGGCCCACAGCAGCCGCUUGUCAUUCAACCCUUCUCUUGCCAUGCAAGACCUGAGAUUGCAGGAGAACUCCAAUGCCCCAAACAAUUCCCUGUCUGUUGCAGGGGAGAGCAAAGACUUCACCUUGAUGGCCAAUGGCUAUGUCGUCUACCAAGAGAAACCGAACUCUGCAGAGAAAAGGGAGCAACAACAAGAACUUCCAAGUCACAGGUCUUCUGUCCAAGAGGACAUCAAUGAUGUGGAAAAACUUCCUGACCAUCUCCCCGAGAGGUCUCCUAGAGAAGUGGGGUCGCUCAGAGGUUCAUGGAACGAUGUUGACAGGUUCGGAGUCAGUGACAGUGAUAAUGAUGACUUUGAUGAUGCUGGUAGAAUGGCCAGUGGAGCACCAAGUUUUAUUGAUGAUAACAACAACAGCAAUAGCAGCACUAGAGGAGAUAAAUCCCUGUCAGCAAUCAACAAGGGUAUCAAACGGGAUAUCUUCACCAGUAGAAACCCUCUGAAGGAACAUGCCUUGCCAUCCCGUAGCAUCUUAGCUGACCAUGGAUCAUUCUACCAGCGGACCAAUACAUUCAUAUCAAGUCAUCGGCCUACCCUGAAGAAGAAUCUAGCAAGACUAGUAGCCCCCGGUGCCUACAACAUGCCGCCCCCCUCCACCGCUCAGACAACUCUUGAUCCUGACUUCCCUAGCAGCAAGAAAUCUGGGGGCGGGGCCAAUAACUACCAGUUCAUCCCCACCCAGUUCCGCACCCAGCCCGUCAAUCUCCCCACCCCUCUCCUCCCCAGGGGUAACACGCUUGCCAGCCUACAAGACAAAAUCCUACCGGCCAAUCUUAGGCUUGCUCGCUGUUACACUAGUCCAGAAAUUGAUCGUGCCUUUGUACGGAAACUUCAGACCCUUUCACAUAUGUCUUCAUCUCAAGGUGCCAAAUCAGUAUCGUUUUGCAAUGAUUGUGGAAGAGAACCAGACCCCAGACCGGUAUCCCUCCGCUAUUCGCACAAACAGGAAUCACACGCCCUCCACGGUCCCAGAUUAAGAAGUGGUCACUCCGAGAUGAUGUCCCCUCCUGUUGCUAGGUGACACUAUAUCCACCCACCCCAUCCACAGACCACGCCCCAUUACAUAGGAGCACCACCAUCCAGGUGACCACUGUUAACAUUAUGCAAUCAGCAAAAAUUAUUCUGCCUGCCUCCCAUUAAAAAAGGAGUAAUUCCAUUAGUUUGUCUGUGGAAAUUUUGUUGUCAUAAACUUUUGUUGUAAAUUUGCAGUAUUGAACGAAUUUUAAGAAAUGAUAUCUGGGGCCUGUUUCAUAAAAUUGGUUUUAGUAACGAAUUUGCCUUAACUGUUAAAAGCUGCUGAAGUUCUUCAUUCUGAUCAGCUGAUUGUAAAUUUGUAAUUUUUUUAUUGCAACAAGUCUUUAUGAAAUUGGACUCUGAAAUACUUAUCAGGGUAUAGUAAAGUAAUAGAAAGUUGCCCCGUGGGAAAAAGUUAUUAUUUUAUACUUCAUUACCCAUAUUUCUGCUAGAUCCUCAAAAGAAAUAUAUUUGUAUACUAGAUCCUUGAAAGACAUUAUAUAUUUGUAUACUAUCAAACCCAUUGUAGCAGCCAUAUGUCUCCAGUGGUCACCAUUUGUGGAUCCCUUGGAUGGCCUUAAAAUACAAGUUUGAGACUUAAGUAUAUUUCUAGAUUAUGUUGUCAAUUUACAUUAUCAAAUACAUGUAGUAAAAUAUGAAUCCACAAACUGUUUUUGUGCUUAACCAAUCAGUUGCUUUCAUUCUUGAGUAAGUGUUUAAUGAUUUCAGUUAUUUUGAGACAAAUUCUUUGUUGAUUUUCUAUAAUUCAUAUAGAAUAGUGACUAUUAUAGUUGCAUAUCAAUGAUAUUUAAGCAUAUAUUUUGUUAUUAUCAUGGAUUUGUUAUCAGUUAGGUUCUAUAAGAAUAAGGUAUAUGUAGUAUAGCUACUCAUUUGGAGAAAGUUAUAACUUGUCUCUCAAAAAUACCAUCAUGCAUUUCAAAUCCUAUUGUAAGUCAAUUUCACCUGUCAGCUAGUGUUAUAUAGAGUUAGAAACUUUGUACCGUUAUUUUAUCAUGAAUUAGGCUCGAAUUAUAUGGUAUCCUCAUAACUUAAAACCUCAGGAAAGCCAAGUAUUAUUAACAUAAGAACGUUCCGGUUGUAGAGGCAUUUCGGUAGCUCCAAGUUAAUCCUGGUUUUCACAGGAUCUUCAAUCGUUUUGAAAAGGUUUUGCAAGAACGCAGUGCCAAAAAUGGCAAAGACAUUUUUUUUUUGCAGCAAAAUGCACCAAACAUUGGAAAUGGCUGCUUUAAGCUUCAUAAUCUUUGCAAAUUUUGCAAAACAAUUUGAUCAUGAAAUCUUUAUUACCUGUUGCCCAUCACUUCUGAGAAUUAGGUUUCGAGAGUUACAUGUAAUAGCCACUGUUAGAAGUGACAAAUAGAGAAAGAAGCUAGCAGAGGGAAGCAAGAAGGGAGAAGGGGGUUUAGGGCAAGAGAGUGUGAAUGUGUGUGUUUGUAGGGGGUAUAUAAAGGGGAGGGGGAGGGGG
Lytechinus variegatus (green sea urchin) is the source of this 5529-nucleotide messenger RNA. RefSeq lists its product as uncharacterized. Gene Ontology annotation, cellular component: neuron projection. The coding region runs from base 196 to 4053 and encodes 1285 amino acids. The transcript is spliced from 23 exons. The record is from RefSeq and is a predicted model, not a curated record. NCBI's taxonomy places the organism in Eukaryota, Metazoa, Echinodermata, Echinoidea, Temnopleuroida, Toxopneustidae. Gene Ontology annotation, biological process: axon guidance. Gene Ontology annotation, molecular function: protein binding; transmembrane-ephrin receptor activity.